AGGCAAUUAUUUCAAUAUCACGCUAAGUGCUUAAGCGUACGUGUCAACGUCAUGCGUUACUUUUUGCGUUCACAUACUCAAACUCUAAUAUGCAAACAAGUAUUUUGACCAAUGGAAUCGUCUAUAUAAACGAGACAUACAGCAUUCAAGAACAAUUACAGAGAGAAAAACACAGUUCUGACAAUGUCUUUUCUUGGCCAUUUUCAAAUUUUUCUUUUUCUUUAUGCUUUGCUUCUUCUCUCAGCACAAUCUCGCAAAACCGAACAUGAUACAGAAUCUAGUGACGAUGGUGCAGAAGGACAACGAUGGGCGGUUCUAGUGGCUGGUUCUAAAGAAUAUGAAAACUAUAGGCAUCAGGCUGAAAUAUGCCAUGCGUAUCAGAUACUGCGUAAAGGAGGUCUAAAAGAUGAAAACAUAAUAGUGUUUAUGUUUGAUGACAUUGCCUUAAAUCCUAAGAAUCCCAAGCGUGGAGUAAUCAUUAACAGACCCGGGGGAGAGGAUGUUUAUCAAGGAGUUCCUAAGGACUACACGGGAGAAGCUGUGAAUGUAGAGAACUUUUUAAAUGUGAUACUUGGAAACAAGAGUGGCGUCACAGGAGGAAGUGGAAAAGUUGUGAAAAGUGGUCCGAAUGACAAUAUAUUCAUCUACUAUGCUGACCAUGGAGCUACAGGAUUUAUAUCGAUGCCCACUGGUGAAGCACUCUAUGCAGAAGAUUUCAUCAAAGUCUUGGAGAGGAUGCACUUGCUAAAAAGAUACAAGAAGAUGGUGAUAUAUAUUGAAGCUUGUGAAUCUGGAAGCAUGUUUGAAGGGCUGUUAAAGACAAAUCUCAAUAUAUACGCAGUUACUGCUUCUAAUGCAAAAGAUAGCAGCUAUGGCAUCUACUGUGGUGAUACAUAUCCUCCUUCUCCUCCUGAGUAUAAUGGUCUUUGUCUCGGCGACGAAUUUAGUGUCUCUUGGCUUGAGGACAGCGAACUUCAUGACAUGAGAAAAGAGACUUUGAAGCAGCAAUACCAAGUUGUAAAGAGAAGAACAAGAUCUUCUCAUGUCUGCCGUUUUGGAUCAGAGGAGCUUCUUAAAGACUAUCUCGUCUCUUACAUUGGAACCAAUCCUGAAAACAAAAACUUCAGUCUAGCUUCAUUGACUGCCUCACAAAUCUCUAACCUAAGCUUGGUCAAUACACGUGAGAUACCUCUGUUAUAUCUCCAGAAGAAGAUUCAAAACGCUCCUGUGAGGUCACCUGAAAGACAAGAAGCUCAGAAGAAUCUGCUUGACGAAAUGAAUCAUAGGAAACAAAUCGAUCAGAACAUUAUAGAGAUUCUGAGAGUUUCACUUAACCAAACCAAUGUCCUAGAUCUCUUGACUUCCACAAGAACAACAGGACAAUCUCUUGUAGAUGAUUGGGACUGUUUCAAGACUCUGGUUAAGAGUUUCAAGAAUCAGUGUGGAGCAAAGAUGGAAUACGGUAUGAAGUAUGCAGGAGCACUUGCAAAUAUUUGCAAUAUGGGAGUCGAUGUGAAGCAACAUGUAUCAGCUAUUGAACAAGCUUGUGCCCAUUAAAUUGUAUGAAAAAAAAGUAAUGUGAUCGACUUAUAAGUUAUAAAUAAGAAAGUUAUUAUUGCAUAAUAUUUUGAUUGUGUGGUCUUGUGACAAGAAAAAAAUAUAAGUGUUCUU
Messenger RNA from Brassica napus (rape), 1671 nucleotides. Its product is annotated as vacuolar-processing enzyme delta-isozyme-like. NCBI's taxonomy places the organism in Eukaryota, Viridiplantae, Streptophyta, Magnoliopsida, Brassicales, Brassicaceae. The coding region runs from base 184 to 1557 and encodes 457 amino acids. The transcript has 8 exons. Gene Ontology annotation, molecular function: cysteine-type endopeptidase activity. The record is from RefSeq and is a predicted model, not a curated record. Gene Ontology annotation, biological process: vacuolar protein processing.